Messenger RNA from Ostreobium quekettii, 489 nucleotides. The record is from the annotation of a GenBank genome assembly. Lineage: Eukaryota; Viridiplantae; Chlorophyta; Ulvophyceae; Bryopsidales; Ostreobiaceae.
AUGUACGGGAAUCCGACCGUUGUGGCAAUGCGCCGAAUACAGGGGGAGCUCCGUGACUGGUUGAAAAGUGCUCCAGAGGGAUGUGCAUUGGAAUCGUAUGAUCCCCUCACAAACUGGGUGAUUAUCAUGCAAGGCCCUGAGGGUGGAAUGGGCAUGGCGAGGCUGUACGAGGGGGAAGUGUUCAGGUUGCAGAUCCGGUUUCCAGACCGGUACCCCCUUGAGGCACCUGAGGUUGUUUUCCUUCCAGAGAGCCCCAUUCAUCCCCAUAUAUACACUAAUGGGCACAUAUGCCUGGACAUCCUGUACGAUGGGGUGAAUGGAGGGUGGUCGCCUGCUCUGACGGUCAGCAAGGUUUGCCUGUCUCUGAGGUCAAUGCUGGCGUCGAACACUGACAAGACACGGCCACCUGGAGAUCAGGCAUACUGCCGCCGCGUUGGAGAGAGGUCUCCAAAGUUGACGCGGUGGGCGUUCGAUGACGACAGUGUGUAG